AUGCCUUCUCACUUCGACACUUUGCAGCUGCACGCCGGUCAGACCGCUGAAGCUCCACACAAUGCCAGAGCUGUUCCUAUCUACGCUACCUCGUCUUACGUUUUCAGAGACUCUGAGCACGGUGCCAAGCUGUUCGGUUUGGAGGAGCCAGGUUACAUCUACUCUCGUUUGAUGAACCCUACUCAGAACGUCUUUGAAGAGAGAAUUGCCGCUUUGGAGGGUGGUGCCGCUGCUUUGGCUGUUGGAUCCGGUCAAGCUGCUCAAUUCCUGGCUAUUGCUGGUUUGGCUCACACUGGUGACAACGUCAUCUCCACCUCUUUCUUGUACGGUGGAACUUACAACCAAUUCAAGGUCGCCUUCAAGAGACUGGGAAUUGAAUCCAGAUUUGUCCAUGGUGAUGACCCAGCUGAAUUCGAGAGACUGAUCGAUGAUAAGACCAAGGCCAUCUACGUUGAGUCCAUUGGUAACCCAAAGUACAAUAUUCCAGAUUUUGAGGCUCUCGCAGAGCUUGCCCACAAGCACGGUAUCCCAUUAGUUGUUGACAACACCUUUGGUGCCGGUGGUUACUACGUUAGACCAAUCGAGCUUGGUGCUGACAUCGUCACCCACUCCACCACUAAGUGGAUCAAUGGUCACGGUAACACCAUCGGUGGUGUUGUCGUUGACUCUGGUAAGUUCCCAUGGAAAGACUACCCAGAGAAGUACCCUCAAUUCUCCAAGCCAUCUGAGGGUUACCACGGUUUGAUCUUGAAUGACGCCUUUGGACCAGCUGCCUUCAUUGGUCACUUGAGAACUGAACUGCUAAGAGAUUUGGGUCCUGCUUCAAGUCCAUUCGGUAACUUCUUGAACAUAAUCGGUUUGGAGACCUUAUCUCUGAGAGCUGAGAGACACGCUGAGAAUGCUUUGAAGCUGGCCAAAUACUUGGAAACCUCUCCAUACGUCAGCUGGGUCUCUUACCCUGGUUUGGAGUCUCACGACUACCACGAGGCCGCUAAGAAGUACUUGAAGAACGGUUUCGGUGCUGUAUUGUCUUUUGGAGUCAAGGAUCAUGGCAAGCCAGCGCUCACUCCCUUCGAAGAGGCUGGUCCUAAGGUUGUAGACUCCCUGAAGGUUUUCUCCAACUUGGCUAACGUUGGUGACUCCAAGUCUUUGAUCAUUGCUCCUUACUACACUACUCACCAACAGUUGUCUCACGAGGAGAAGCUGGCUUCCGGUGUCACCAAGGACUCUAUCCGUGUUUCUGUCGGAACAGAGUUCAUCGAUGAUCUUAUUGCAGACCUUGAACAGGCCUUUGCCCUUGUUUACGAGGAGGCAAACACAAAGUUGUGA
Komagataella phaffii GS115 is the source of this 1329-nucleotide messenger RNA. Its product is annotated as Methionine and cysteine synthase (O-acetyl homoserine-O-acetyl serine sulfhydrylase). The record is from RefSeq and is a predicted model, not a curated record. Gene Ontology annotation, biological process: transsulfuration. The transcript has a single exon. Gene Ontology annotation, molecular function: pyridoxal phosphate binding; transferase activity, transferring alkyl or aryl (other than methyl) groups. Bases 1 to 1329 code for a protein of 442 amino acids. Lineage: Eukaryota; Fungi; Ascomycota; Pichiomycetes; Pichiales; Pichiaceae.